ACACACACACACACACACCCUCUGUACACACACACACACAACACACUGGAUUAUACUGGCUGUAAAAACAGAGAUAAACUCAGACGUUUCUGUCACUCCGAGUUAUUCAUCCACCGACAACAUGAACGGACGACUUGUUUUUCUGGGACUCCUGUUCGCCUGUGUGGCUGCAGCUGCUGGGGAGAACUCUGAGCUUUUGAGAAAGCCGUCCUGUUCUGACAUGGGGGAGAUCGUGGCGUGCCCUUUGAACCUGGCUCCUGUGUGUGGCAGCGAUGGAAACACGUACGCCAACGAGUGUACCCUGUGUGCCGAGAGACAAAUGACCAAGGUGGACAUUUUGAUCGCCAAAGACGAGAGCUGCUGACCAGGGACCAAGGAUUUCUCUGCUAAGCUGACCGAUCAGGAUCUAUAACCGACAUUGAUCUUUGAAAUGAUGAGAUCUCUUCUGUCAUGGCAAUGAUUAAUAAACCUCAAUCAGCUGACGA
This is a messenger RNA of Labrus mixtus (cuckoo wrasse), 485 nucleotides long. It is a transcript of the gene spink4, whose product is annotated as serine peptidase inhibitor, Kazal type 4. The coding region runs from base 122 to 364 and encodes 80 amino acids. Gene Ontology annotation, molecular function: protein binding. NCBI's taxonomy places the organism in Eukaryota, Metazoa, Chordata, Actinopteri, Labriformes, Labridae. The record is from RefSeq and is a predicted model, not a curated record. The transcript is spliced from 4 exons.